CACUGCUUUAGCGUUUUUUUUUUUUUUUUAUUAUUUUUUAACCUUUAUCAAUACACAGCAUUAAUGAUGACGAAUAACAAAUGUCCUAGUUUUAAGUACGAUUACUCUGAAGAGCAAUUUUAUGCGUUAUAAGACUCUGACAAGACAACAUUUCACGAAUUUAGAGUCGACCCCACCGUCAAAAACAUUUGUUGGAAAAAGACUGGGCAUCCCUGCCGUAUGUCACUGUCCCUCAGGAGAAAGGUGGACAAGAAGAGCUGGAUGAUGGACCCCGAGGUUUCUUUGUUGCUGCACUGUGCAGUCUGGCGAGGCCUGCGGCAGUCCCAAGUGCAGGUGGAGCUGUCUGAAAGGUAUAACCGCCAGACUGACGUAGCUCUCCAACGUCACAUCGAGGAGGUUUGGACGGCGCGAGUGGCAAAGGAGCCUUGGCUUUUCAACGGCGCCAAAUUUCGGCUGCACUCUUUCCACGCGGCAUCGCCUGCCACUCAACCUUCAGCCUGCACUGUGUCAUUCCAAAACCUGGACUCCAUUGAUAGCCAAACAACUGAUGACAAGGACACCACGCCGCUGCUCACUCUGAGGGUAGGCCUCACUACUUACAAGGACUACCUCGGCACCAACUGGUCGUCCCGAGCGACGGAGCUCCGCAGACGUGGGGAGGCCGAAUUGGGCAGUAGCCAGGCGCUGUUGGCCCAGCCUUUAGGAGUGGGCGCCAUCGUGUGUACAGGUGACGGACAGGUGGUGUUCAUCAGGAGGAGCCAGGAGGUUGCAGAGGCAGGCGGGAAGCUGGACAUUCCCGGCGGGCACCCAGAACCCAAGGUUGUGUGCGAGCGUCUUGGUGAGGCAAAAAUCGACAUGAACCUCCUGCAGAAGAGUUCGGAGGCCGUCAUCGCUGAGCUUUUCUCGUCUGUUUGCGCUGAGAUUAGAGACGAAGUAAACGUUCCUCUGAGUUCCCUCGGUGAGCCACUGCUGAUGGGCGUGGCCUUGAAUCACACGAGUGCCGGAAGACCAAGUGCUGAAUUCUACAUCAGUUGUUCACUGUCAUCUGAUGAAGUCCGAGAGUUGUACUGGAAAGGAGGAGCAGAGGCCGACGAGUCUACGGACAUAGUGUUCCUCAGUCGAGCGGAGACAUUGCAGCUGGACAGAAGCAGUCCACUGUGGUCGGAGCUGUGUCCUUCUGCCAAGGGAGCCGUGUUGCUUUUCCAGAUUGUGAAGCCUGAAAUGUUGUGAUUUUAAUAGUCUGAACUUGUUUAGAAGCACUGAAACUAUGAUUCCACAUUGUACAGUAAAAUAUUUUGAAUAGAAACUUUUGAAAAAGGGCAGUUUUGUUCUUAAAUGUGGUUCGAUUGUUGAAAGCAGCAAUUGUUGAAAAAUCCCCUUAGCUAUCCUGUCAUGUCCAUUUCUUCAUCAGUAGGCCUCGUAGCCGCCGCAGUAAUACACAGCUUGGUCAUGAUAUGGCACAUUCCACUGAAACGUAAAACGGCAUACAGUAUAAUCAGUUCUGACUGCAUACUCUUAAAUCUGGCCAUGUUAAAAUAAUCUGUACGUACAUGCUGGCUCCAAGACUGCAUGUUAUUCCAGCCUGAAGAAAAGGAAAAGAAACAUUUUACAUCAUUAAUCGCUCACUGGAAAAAAGUACUAAGGUCCAUUCUCCCUAAAAUGUCUUUGAAGAAUUAUGAUUUACCUGAAAACCUAAUUCAGACUUGAUAUAUUGUUUUGAUUUCUUUCUUUCUGGUAUGAAUUACGACUAAAAUUAUACAUUUGUAUAAUACUGCGCUGUGCUCUUGCAGUCAUCUUUACAGGAAGGCCACUCCUUGGAAGAGAAGCAGCAGUGCUGAACGUCCUCCUUUAACAGACAAUUUGGCUAACUGGACUGAUGAACAUCAAGUCUUUUAGAGAUACUUUCAUAACCUUUUCCUGCUUUAUACAAGUUAUAUAUAUAUAUAUAUAUAUAUAUAUAUAUAUAUAUAUAGUCCUGACCUCAACCCUAUCGAGAUGCUGUGGCAUGACCUCAAGAGAGCUAUUCACACCAGACAUCCCAAGAUACUUGCUGAACUCCACCAGUUUGUAAAGCGGAAUGGUCCAAAAUUCACCCUCAUCGUUGUGCACGUCUGAUCUGCAACUUAAUUUACUUGUUUCCUCCCUUUCUUGUGAAUGUUUGCUGUAUUCAAUAUAAUUGUGUUGUUAUUUUAACCAGACUGUUCGUUUAUCCUUGUGAUUUAGAUCAGACCACAUUUUAUGACCAAUAUAUGGAGAAAUGUAAGAAAUUCCAAAGGUUUCAUAUACUUUUUCCUCCCACUGAA
Molecule: messenger RNA, 2303 nt
Organism: Phyllopteryx taeniolatus (common seadragon)
Lineage: Eukaryota; Metazoa; Chordata; Actinopteri; Syngnathiformes; Syngnathidae
Gene: nudt22
Product: nudix (nucleoside diphosphate linked moiety X)-type motif 22
Exons: 7
Coding region: 220-1230 (336 amino acids)
Molecular function (GO): GDP-mannose hydrolase activity
Source: RefSeq, a predicted model, not a curated record